Mesorhabditis belari is the source of this 663-nucleotide messenger RNA. NCBI's taxonomy places the organism in Eukaryota, Metazoa, Nematoda, Chromadorea, Rhabditida, Rhabditidae. The record is from the annotation of a GenBank genome assembly.
AUGGUAGGUGCGAAAACAUUAUGGGAGCGUAGUGGUUUCUUCUACGGUAUAUCCUGUGCUUUGUGGUGCUUUGUGCAGAACAGUGCAAAAAUGACUGGUUCAGAUGUCUUCAUUAAGCUCAUGACCAACGACGGCAAGAUUUUGGAAAUUUCCAAGCAAGCAGCAGAUCGAUCGGGAACGCUCCUCGAAUUGCUCAGGAAUUGUCCAAUUGAUGAUGUGAAGAACAUGGAUCCAAUUGUGCUCACCGAGGUCGACGAAACCAUUGCCAAAAUGGUUAUCAAAUGGUGUGAGGAUCACAAGGAUCUUCCAAUUCUGACGGAUGACAAGUCAAUUACUCUCGAAGAAAUCAAGAACAUGGAAAAAGAGCUGCUGCAAGAUUUGGAUGGAAAUCAGCUUUGUGAUCUCUAUCAGGCUUCCAAUUGGAUGGAUGUUCGCUGCUUGCGUAAGAUGAUUUCAAAGAUUCUUGCUACAAUGAUCGCGGGGAAAAAAUACACUGAGAUUCGCACUCUCUGGCAACUCAAGGGUGAUUUUACAGCCAAGGAGGAAGCUAGACUCCGCAAGGUGGAUUCCUUUAAGUACUUGACCGAUUUAAUUACAAAGCACGAAGAAGCGACGGAAAACGUGGCGGCAAACCCGAGGAGGAUUCAAAUCUGUCGCUGUCAA